AACCAUGGGUGAGAGACAUUUAAAUGAUUGCGAAUUAUUUGUGAUCUGCGACAUAGACUACGACACGUCCAACUACAAAUAGUUUAUUCUUAGCUUAAACUAUCUGAUUCUACUUAAGAGACAGUAGCCAAACUCAUGUCUCAAUUAUUCUUACCGAGUCAGGAAGAAGAAGAACCAGUAGAUAAUAAUAAUAAUCAUAAUAAUAAUAAUAAUAAUAAUAAUAAUAAUAAUAAUAAUAAUAAUAAUAAUAAUAAUAAUGAAAUUUCAUCUCAUAAUAAAAGCCAUACAUUCAAAGCUUCCACUAGUCAAAUAUCUCAUAUAGCAGAUAUACUUUCAUGUUUAACAGCCAUUAAUUCUCAAGGUUUACUCAUAAUAUCUCAAAAUGGUAUAACCAUAUAUACUGAAUAUAAUCAUGUAUCAAAUGUUCAAUUAAAUAUCGAUCCUACAUUAUUUUCUCAAUUUAAUUUUAUAUAUAAUGAAAAUGCCAUUGAUGAAUUAGGUGAAGAUUUACGUUUAGGAGUUGAUAUAGCUUUAAUUAGUGAUGCAUUUAAUUCUGUAUCUUCUUCUAUAGUUAAUUCCAAUUCCAAAUUAAAGGCAUCUAAUUCAAAUUCCAAUCAUUAUAAUAAUUCAGUAACUAUUAAUUCUAAUUCUAAUUCAAAUUUAAAUUCUUCUACUACUGAUAAUGUCACUUGUUAUAUAACAUAUAAUGGUCAUGGUGAACCAUUAAUUAUUGAAUUUGAAGAUAAUCUUAUGAGUGAAAAAAUUGAAUUUUUAACAUUUCUUAUUGAUAUGAAUUAUCCUUAUGAUUUUGAACCUGAUAGUGAAACUAAUGAUAAUACUGAUUAUUUACUUAUAAAUCAUAAUGAAUUACAAUUUGAAUUAAUGUUAAAAAGUGAUGUAUUUUCCAAUUUACUUCAAGAUUUAAAUCAAAUUAAUACAACAGAUUUAUAUAUACAUGUAUCUAAUGAAAUAAGAUCACUUGGAAAUAAUAAACAAAAACAAAAUAAUCGAAAGAAGAUUAAAUUUAUUGAUAAUCAAUUGAAUUUUAUUUCAAAUGGUCCAAUAGGUCAUCUGAAAUUAAUCUUUCCUAAUGAAAGAACUAUUCUUGAACAACUUAAAAUAUAUUCCACAUCACCAUCUACAUCUUCAUCUACUCCUCAUGCACAAAUCCAUUCAUCUAUAAUAUCAUGUUAUAAUUUCUCAACAUUUAUAAAGAUUAUUAAAGCCAGUAAACUCUCUUCCAAAUGUAAGAUUUCCAAAGAUAUUAAUGGGAUACUAUCAAUUCAAUUCUUAUGUAAAAAUCCUCAAUUGGUUAAUUAUACAGGUACUUUAAUUACUUUUAAUAUGUUAGAAUCAAUGAGUUUAAUUAAUGAUGAGAAUUCUAAUGAUGAUGAUGGAAAUUCAGUUAACAUAAUUAAUAAUAUCUUUGAUGAUGAGAGUUAUGAUUAUAUAAAGAGAUAUAAUGGGAAUAAAGAAGUUGUAAGUGCUGCUUCUGAUUAUCAAAUGAUAGCAGAAGAAGAAGAACAAGAAGAUGAAAAAGACGAAGAAGAAGAUGAACAACAAUAUCAAAAUGAUGAUGAUUCAAAUCGCCCUACAAGACCAACACUUUCAUACGCAUCAUUCCGAAACGUUUCUGCAUUAAACAACUCAGCUACGGCUAAUGCUCAAAAUGGUACAAUACAAGUUAACGAUACUAUUCAUGAAUCAGUAGAGCCUCGACCUCCUCCGAAGAAAUCUAGUCGUAAAAAGUCCAAGAAUAAUAAGAAUAAUAAGAAUAAUGAAGAGAAAGAUGAAGAAAUCAAAACUGUUGGUGGAGCAGUUGAAAUACCAUUAUUUUUAUAAUAUUAUAAUUAAAAUUAAAAUUUGAAUUGUAUUUAUGAUAUAUGAUAA
Messenger RNA from Scheffersomyces amazonensis, 1890 nucleotides. RefSeq lists its product as uncharacterized. Gene Ontology annotation, cellular component: checkpoint clamp complex. The record is from RefSeq and is a predicted model, not a curated record. Gene Ontology annotation, biological process: DNA damage checkpoint signaling; DNA repair. The coding region runs from base 136 to 1842 and encodes 568 amino acids. The transcript has a single exon. Lineage: Eukaryota; Fungi; Ascomycota; Pichiomycetes; Serinales; Debaryomycetaceae.